Drosophila melanogaster (fruit fly) is the source of this 3336-nucleotide messenger RNA. RefSeq names its product bicoid interacting protein 1 (gene Bin1). Gene Ontology annotation, biological process: negative regulation of DNA-templated transcription. Bases 2788 to 3240 code for a protein of 150 amino acids. The transcript has 2 exons. Gene Ontology annotation, molecular function: transcription corepressor activity. Lineage: Eukaryota; Metazoa; Arthropoda; Insecta; Diptera; Drosophilidae. The record is from RefSeq and is marked reviewed. Gene Ontology annotation, cellular component: cytoplasm; nucleus.
AGUGAAGUUUGACUGCUGACGUCGAUCGGAACUUGCUGCGCUGACGUACAAAAUCGCGAAGUGAAUAAAUAAUAUGGAUGAGACUCCUGUUUCGCCGACAUAUACAAUAGUGCUCAAGACCCUAAUGGAAUUAUACGUUAAUAACCAGCCACAUUUCUUAGAUAUUUCUAAUAUGAGCCAUCUGCUGCAGGUUCUUUCCAAUAUCUAAUUCUAGAUCUUCUUCGAAUACGACCUUUUUGGCCAUGAAACGAUGAUUUGCCACUUCAUUCACAAGCAUUAAUUUGUCAUGAUUCUCUUAAGCGUGCACUUUAUCUGAAAGUCUGAACAGCUGGCUGCGAAAUGGAUUCCCCGGAUUGGAAAUGGCAAGUAAAUCUGUCCUCGCUACAAACAAGUGGGCACCACUGGGCAUUCGGGGAAUAGGGAUAUGGGUAGGAAUGGGGAUAUAUUGUGGCAUUGGCGAAAGGUCGCUAUGCAAAGCCAAGGUCGAGACUUACACCCAGGACAUUGUGUUGUGCGGCUGGCAGUAGAAACGCCCACGCACACGCCCCUGUCAACUGGCCGGGUAAAAAAUAGAAUCAAAUACAUAUGUAUACAGAACAGGAGUUGAAGCAAAGCUCGCAUUUUAUUUGCAUUUGUGAAUUUAUUGCUUUCGGUUACGUCUGCUUCGCCUUGCCACUUUUCCAAACUCGUUGUGCUGCUGCUUGGGGAAUUUUCGGAAAUUCGAAGUGAUUGGGUUUGGAGCAGUAGCCAAGGGCUUCUACUGUUGCUCAAAGCAAUUAAUAUUUGAGAAAAAAUAACGAAAACGAAGUAAGGCGGCAGCAACAAAGCGACCGCAACAGUGGCAACAAAUCGCCCCACACCGCACGUCUUCAGUUUACAACCAAGGACUUGGCACGUUUAAAAUUCAGCCAGCAGCCGCAGCAACGAACACGGACAGUGGGCGGAAUUUAAUUUCGAAAAACAUAUUACUUUAUUGUUCACAUCUUUACCCACCUUCCGAUUCGAGUACAUACGAUUCCACUGAAGCCACUGAAGACUUACUUCACUUAAAGUACAUUUUCUUCAACUUCGUGGGGUCUUUCUAGAACUUAAGACUUAUUCUAACUUAAAAAGACUAUAAAGUUUUUAAACAUUCCGUUGUUUUGUCAAAUUUGAAUAAUUUACGAAUGUGAAUUUGUCGCAGAAGUAUUGCUGAGUAUUAUCUUUAUAAAUUUUUCAUUUUUUAAAGUGACUAAAGAAACAGCUUUAAUGCGUCUUACUUCAUAUUGGUCAUCCCGACCACAGUGCACUGGUUACCAAAGUAUGCGAUAACAAUAACAUCGUCCACUAUGUGGUCGUUGCUGGGGUUACGGGCAGUCAGUCACGGUCACGGCUGCAACCCCUCCGCUCCGGCCAAAACGAGUCCACAGAACAAUGGCCAAGGACGAAGGGGGGGGAGGGGGGAUUCAAUAACAACAGCAGGAACAACAAACAUUCUGCUCCCACGCAAGAGCAGCAGGAACUGUGGCAAAAACAGCUGCUGCAGGAUCAACGAGGUGGGAGUGGAUUCGAGGACUUUAAAACACGAGCCAACUAAAAAUAUUCAGACACGCCGAAGCGAAAAUACCCUUUAGCAGGGGGUUAAUUCAAGUGGGGUAUUUUCCCCUUCUAGUGUUUUUCUUUUACCAGGGUAAUCACAGAUUCUGUUUCUGUGCACUUAAACGGGGUUUAUUCCGUUUCUAAAAAUAUCAAAUGUCUGGAUUGACUUAUUUCUUGGUAUUUGACUAAAAAUAAAAACAAAUAUGCAGCUUUUGGGAAACUGAUUCCUUGUUGACACAAUAGAAACCACCAUAUGACCACACCUUCCACGCUACUGCAAUAACUAGAACAUUUAGAACAACAAACAGAAUGGCACUAUUAUCGGCAAAUGAUGGCGCAUGCAUAAAAAUGAGGAGAUCGAAAGUGGGUGGCUGGGGAUGGGAUAACCUUGUACUUCUUGAGAUAAAAACAGUUCAGUAUUUAGCAGCGGCUUAUUCCUGAAUGUUUAUAAACAAAUCGAGCGAGAGAGCGAUGCAUAAAUGAAAUAUGAGGGGGGGUGAAGGGUGGUUGCAAAGAGGGUGACUUUUCGCAGACGCUGCGGCACCAACACAAGCAAAGCAACGGCAACAAUUUGCACGUAAAACUCAGCUGCUGCUGCUGCUGCUGUUGCCGUUACAUAAGAAACUCUUGCAAAAAGUGCAAAUCUCAAUUCGGUAUGCAAAUGGACCGCUGCCACAAUGUACUCACCGUUUUUAGAAACUAUUCAGUGGCCAAAUUGCGAUUCUGCUUUUAUGCGCCAAUAACAAACGGCUCUUCUCCACCGUUGUUGUUGCUCUCCUCCUUGUUGUUGUGGUCGCAGCUACUGCUUAGCGAAGCAGUUGUUAUUGUUGUUGCGGCAACAGUAAUUUGCAAGUGCACCGCUAUUGUUGAAUGUUUUUAGACGAUUGUCAUGCCAGUGGAAGCUUCCAGUCUGCGUCAUUCGCGGAGACGCGUAGUUUCACGUUCGACGACACAACCGCUCACAGCGAAUUUUGUUUUCGGACUAGAGCUGAGAAACGGCGAAUUUUGGUGCUUCUGGAAACAUCGAUUAAACUAAAACCCGAUAAGUAUGCGACAAGCGGUCACACUCGGCGAUGUGCGAUAGGAUUGCUGCAUUCGAUUAUAUAGUUAUCGAAAAGAGCAAAGAGAAGCCGGAAUAUACGGCAUUAAAAGUGCAUUUUGUAUUAAAAUUAAGAAAAUUAGUAACGAUAUACCGCAGAAUAGGGAGACAUGGCCAACGUGGAAUCUAUGAUUGUGGAGGAAAAGACGCAGGUCAAGCAGAUUGACCGCGAGAAGACCUGUCCUAUGCUGCUCCGUGUCUUCUGCUCUACGGGACGACACCACUCCGUGUCGGAGUAUAUGUUCGGCAACGUGCCCACCAACGAGCUUCAGAUUUACACCUGGCAAGACGCCACCCUGCACGAACUGACCUCUCUGGUGCGAGACGUCAAUCCGGACACCCGGAAGAAGGGCACCUACUUUGACUUUGCUGUCGUGUACCCCAACUUCCGGAGUAAUCACUUCCAGAUGCGCGAAAUCGGAGUGACCUGCACGGGUCAAAAAGGAAUCGAUGAUAAUAAGACACUUGCUCAGGCCAAAUUCAGCAUUGGAGACUUUCUGGACAUCUCGAUUACUCCGCCCAACCGACUGCCGCCAACCGCCAGGCGCCAGCGUCCGUACUGAUUCUUCACUUUCAUCUAUUCUAAUCAUUUUAAUCUUUCACUUGACACUCAAUGGAGUAUGAACAUAAUUAUAAGUGGAAUACAAGUAAGACGAACU